AUGCGGACACAGUAUUCUCCAAGUGACCGCACACUGGCAACGGUCGCUUUCCAAGCUACAUUCAAGGUCCUCUUCUGGGUCCAACUCCUUGUCUGGAUCGCGCUUUGCCCGAGCUCGACUGUGGCCCAGACCUCUCCAACUCAUCGAAAUGUGACAGUACCCUUGUUUUCCGACCAAAUCGUCUACACUCCAUUCCUCUGCGAUGCAGCAGAGAUGCUUGAAAACCCAGAGGCGUGCGCGGGCGCAUGGUUCUCUACCAAUGUUCCAGAUAUACCUUUCCCGGUAGUCACAAGCCUUGGCCAGAACUCCUCGACUGGGGAUAUCAUCCCUCAGAUGUUCUUCAGGUUUCGAGCAUCGACUCUAUACCUCACCUUCGUUCCUGGGUUCAACGCAUCUGUCAACCUUACCCUAUCUGCCACCAAUAAUGCUGAAAUAACGACCACUGUUCAAUCUUCCAUCGGGCUCGCCACCGUGGUGAACAUCCCAGAAGACCUAAUAACAACCCUCGCUCUCACCGUCUUACCUUCUUCAACCCCUGUUCAGUUUGGGCUCGGACCCGACCUCUAUUAUUCCGAGUCUGACUCUCCCACCGCCUUCCCCUAUCUCAACCUUCUUCUCUCCAACGACGACGUCCUAUGCGACGUCAACGAUCACGAUGCCCGUGGACCCAAGCAGGAAGACGUUCAUCGCACAUGCGGUGGGGAUCACUGUUGGUGUAGGGUUGGGAGCGACGUUGAUUGUUGGUCUUGCGUUCUUUUGGUGGAAGCGGAGGCGGAGAAAGUCUGGGACGCCGCCAGCCUCCAGUAG
Messenger RNA from Coprinopsis cinerea okayama7#130, 807 nucleotides. RefSeq lists its product as hypothetical. The record is from RefSeq and is a predicted model, not a curated record. Bases 1 to 807 code for a protein of 268 amino acids. Lineage: Eukaryota; Fungi; Basidiomycota; Agaricomycetes; Agaricales; Psathyrellaceae. The transcript has 4 exons.